Molecule: messenger RNA, 607 nt
Organism: Paramecium octaurelia
Lineage: Eukaryota; Ciliophora; Oligohymenophorea; Peniculida; Parameciidae
Source: the annotation of a GenBank genome assembly
AUGGCAGUAUAUUUGCAAACCCUAAGAAUGCAAGACAAGCUAUCAGUCAAUUAAAUUUUAAGCUUCGUCUCUUAAUAACUUUCAAUACCAAUUAACUAUUAUGUAGCUCAACCAGAAUUACAAUUCAAUGUCCUCAUGAAUCCUGGUUUAAAGUUGGAGGCCUUCCUUUCGCAAGCAUAACUUGAAACUAAGGUUAGUUUGAAGGAUUUCAUUUUUUUUGUAGAAAAUCAUUGUGAGGAGUUUUUUUUAAGUUUAUUUGGUUAACAAAGGCACUGGCAAAUUUUAUGCUAUCUAAUUCAUUGAUAAAGAAAUCAUCAUAGCCAAGAAAAAGCAGUAGAUAAUAUUGAAUGAAAGAAAUAUCAUGACUAUACUUAACAGUCUAUUCUUAUUACAUUUAUCAUUUGCGUUCGAAUCCAUACAAUUCGUCGUUUUUAUUCCAGAGUUUUGGGAAGGCGGAGAACUAUUUUUCUAAUUGAAACAAAUCAAAGGAAUUAGAGAAUUAUAAUACAUAGCAGAAAUUUGGUUUGUCUGUAUUCCUCCUAUUGAUUUUAAGGGUCUAAAUGAAAUUCAUUCGACGAACAUUUUUAUACAGAGAAAUUAAACCUGA